Messenger RNA from Carassius auratus (goldfish), 4252 nucleotides. RefSeq names its product monocarboxylate transporter 13-like. NCBI's taxonomy places the organism in Eukaryota, Metazoa, Chordata, Actinopteri, Cypriniformes, Cyprinidae. Gene Ontology annotation, molecular function: monocarboxylic acid transmembrane transporter activity. Gene Ontology annotation, biological process: monocarboxylic acid transport; transmembrane transport. Bases 906 to 2324 code for a protein of 472 amino acids. The record is from RefSeq and is a predicted model, not a curated record. The transcript has 6 exons.
UGACACGAGCUCCGAUGCCUCGGUUCAAAUGUAACCUCACUAGUAUUUAAAACGAAACGAAUGGCCUGAUGAUGACUCGACAGGAAAAAGGGUGAGGGGGUUAUGGGUAAGUAACUACUGAUCUCCUCCUGAAACAUUAACCGUUGUUCCAAAUGCAUUUUCAAACAAAUUACAUCUUGCAUGGAAUAUUUUAUCGCAUUUUCACAGACUCGGAGUCGUAUAUUGUAUGUCAUUCCAUUUGUUCGUUUCAUAAUGUUUUGUCUAAAAGGCUGUGUGUUUCAUUGUACAACAUUGUAUCUCCUGACAUUGUUUGUGCGGUACAUCCACGAUACAAAUAUAGGCUAUUCGCGUCUGUGUUGCUACUUAUAUUCCACUAAUACAUGAUUAAAUCGUGUUAUUGUCACUGUAAUGUAACCGUGUGUAAAAUAUUAUUUAAACAGACAGGAACGAGACGGGUUUGCUACAACAAGCCUGACUUCAUGAAUAUUAAUUUAUUCACGCUCUCUAAUCCUAUGUCGUGUGACGUAAUUAAUAUUUAUGAGCCAUAUGCCUGAUUUUCAUUGGACAUCGUUUUACCUGUGACCUUUUUUUUUUUUACAGUACCAUAUAAUUGUUAUUAAUUGUUGUUAAAUCUAGUAUGUUGACCGUUUGAUAACUAUUUUAAAAUUGAAAUUUAACAUCAAGCUACAAAAGAAAAUAUUUUAAAUCAUUUAAAUGUACAUAUAUUUUGUGUAAAGUUUUCAAAUGUGUACAACCACAAAUUAACAUCUGAAAAUAUUUUCAUAAGUCUUCAAAUAUUAUAUUAUAAGCACCUGUAAAAACACUGGUUAUGUAAUGAUGUGUUGCAUGGACAGGAGGUGCCUGUUUCGUCCGAAAGGCAGAGGAAAUUGGGCAAAAGUGCAAUCAUGGAAAAGCCCCAAAAGACACCGGAAGAGCAGCAGUCAUCCCCACAGAUGGUGGCACCUGAUGGGGGUUGGGGCUGGGUGGUGGUGGGGUCUCUUUUCGUGUCUUCUGCGCUGGUGUUCGGGCUUAUCCGCAGUCUGGGUGUCUUUUUUGUGGAGUUUGUGCAGUACUUUGGUGAGAGUGCCCAGGCGGUGUCUUGGAUAACAUCCAUUGGCUUGGCCAUGCAACAGCUAAUGAGUCCAAUAAGUGCAGCCGCAUCUAACGUAUAUGGAGCUCGUCCGGUUGUUAUGAUGGGAGGAUUCCUCUCAGGCCUGGGAUUCAUUCUGGCAUCCCAGGCAACAUCUCUUUUACAUCUUUACCUGACCAUGGGAUUCAUUUCAGGUUUAGGCUGGGCGCUGAUCUUCACUCCUACCGUUGCGUCAGUGAUGCAGUACUUCACCUUGCGGAGGUCUCUAGCCAUGGGCCUGGGCUUCACAGGCGUCGGACUUGCCUCUUUUGCAUUCUCUCCACUUUUUCAGUAUCUAGUAGAAGCCUAUGCUUGGCGCGGGGCCUUGCUUGUCCUCGGAGGCCUCAGCUUCAACAUGAUUGCUUGUGGAGCUCUCAUUCGGCCUCUAGGGACACCAAAAGUUGUGGUGAAGGCUGAAAACGCAUCCAAGCUCAACAAAUGUUCUUCUUUGUUGUCCCGUAUCUACGAGGGCUUUGAGAUCUCUCUGCUUUCACACCGAGGCUUCCUCACAUAUUCCAUGGCCAUCACCUUAUUCAAUGCCGGCUACUUCAUCCCUUACGUUCAUCUGGUCGCCCACAGCCGUCACAUUGGUUUUACUGAGUACCAGGCAGCCUUUGUGAUCUCUGUGACUGGUGUGGCAGACAUCGUGGGCCGUGUAGCCUCCGGCUGGUUCUCAGACCUGGGCAGAAUGCGGAUGCAGCACAUGCUGGUGGUUUGGACUGGGUUACUGGGGCUCUCUCUGAUGCUCAUUCCUGUAGCCGUGGUUUAUUCGGGACUGUUGGUUGUCAGUGUGGUCUAUGGGUUUUGCGCAGGAGCGAUGACGCCACUGGCGUUUGCGGUGGUGCCGGAAAUCGUAGGCAUGGAGCGAAUGCUGGGAGCCCUUGGUCUGCUGCAGCUCAUAGAGAGCAUCGGAGGGCUGCUGGGAGCACCACUGUCUGGCUGGCUGAAGGACUAUACUGGGAUGUACACGGUAUCUUUUAUCGCUGCUGGAAGUUUCCUCGUGUUAGGUACGUUCGUUACAAUGACUCUUCCCUAUUUCUGGUCUUGUACGGCCCCUCCACCCCCAUCACCUUCACAGAAGAAGUCUCAGGAUGAAUCCAUUGAAGAUGGACUUCUCAAACAAACUCUGUCCUCAAAUUCUGUUCCUGAGAUACUCUGUCCCUCGGAUGAUAUACCCUACUCGGAUAAGGAGUAAAAGGUGUGUUGGAAGAGUGACGUUACACAUCUAGUGCAAGAACGAGAAGAAAUACCUCAGAAAUGAUGCACAUACUAAUUUAGGAAAAAAUAUUUUAUUUUUAUUUUUUAGAAGGAUGUUUUGCAUCCUAAACAGGAUAUAGGCAACUAUUGGCAUUGGAAUCACAAAUCAUACUGCACUGGAUGGUUUUGUACCACAUUUUGCAGUAAAACGUUUUGUGGGUAAUUUCAGUUAGUGAAAUGUCCUCCAUGCCAAAGAAUAAUUAUGUGAAAUUUGCUAUUAUGCUUUUUGCCUAAUAUCAAGACAAUCAAUUUGAUGGAAGUCCUAAGUUUUGAAAGAGUUUGAAAAGCAACAGUCAGUUUACAGCUCAAAUUUAGCCUGGCUUGUAUAAAGUUUAAAACAAAUCGGUCUUAAUUUUCAAUCUGAAUUGUUUAACCAUUCCUUAUAUAUAUAUAUAUAUAGUAAUAUACUAUUUAUUUUAUUUGAUUGUUAUUAAAGUAGCCUAUUAAUACAAUUUUUUUGUAUUGUAAAUCAAUGUGAAGCACUUCACCUCCGGCUUCCCCUGACAGGAAUUUAAUUAUGAUGCACAAAUACAGCUUCAGGGUUUGGUGGAAACACUGAUGCUUGUGGUUUUUGUUAAUCACAAGUUACUGAGGAGCAUUUUGUAUUCAUGACUAGUAAAACAUGAAGGCUGCUAUCAAGAGUUUUCUAGAUUACAGAAAAGCUUUUAACUGCAUAGUCAGCAUCACAUAUCUGUUGUCACAUCAAGCAAAAGCUAAAAUGAGGGUAAAACAUUUUCUUUUGCCAGGAAGUUUAGUGCUGGAGGCUACUUUAGUACAGUAUACAAAGCAGGAAGGCAAGCUAAAGGCUAACACAAUGCUACUCCUCACAUAGAGCAUUUUUCUUUCACUUUUUGACACACAACUUGCUGUACCUUACCUUGAUUACAGCUGGACUGUUCUUGAGGUUCAUAUGGAGGAAUAUGAUGAUCACAUUAUGUUAUUAAUGUUCCUAUCAUUGUCAGAGACAUGGCAUUUUAAUGUUGUCCUUUCAGGGACAAACUGGACCAUGUGAUUCGUGAUUUGUGUAUGACAUUGAUACUUUAUAAAUAUCGUAUGAUGGAAAUCUUGCUCAACAUGAAGGGCUUUUAUUGUGAUCUUUAAGAUGCAGGUUUCAGAGUGAAUAUUGACUUAUAUUUUCAACAGAGGUUGCUGACAUAAACAGAUUCACUCAGAAAUCAUUAACUUAGUGCGAGAGGUGCACAAACUGGUGUAGGUUCAUUUAAACAUUGUCUAAUAUGUACUUCCCAUGGGAAAACCUUGAAUACUAAUGAGUCACUAAUGCUGUUUUAAAGAUACACUUCUCAUAAAACCAAACACGUGAGCCUUAAUCUUCAUAGUCAAUGAGCUCAGCGCAGCUGGACUUUGUUUUCUCAUGCGAGAGGCCCUUUUUGCUGUGAGAUUAACAGCACUGCCUUUACACACAGUUGUCUUCAAAGCAAGCACUUGUAUUAAUGCAAUUAUACAUGCUCUUAUUGACCUCAAUAUGCUUGUAUCGUAUGAGAAGUGAGAUUUGGAUGAAUUUGGAUCAGUUAAGUCAUAUUUUAAGUUCAUUAGCUUUGGAGGCAGUAACAUUUAACUAUAUUUCAUCAUCUGGUCAGUUGAACUUUAUAGCUUUGGAAAUACACUGCGCAAGAUGACUUAUGAUCUAAUUAAAAAGUUGAAUGGAGUUUGCCAUCUGAGCCAGUCAGGUAGUUUUACCGUUUAUCUUUAACCAGGUUACCAGCCUGUAUCUUGUGGUUUGUUUUAAUUUUCCAAGAAGCGCACAGCAUGGCAAAAGGGGUUUUACUACUACAGUAUAGUAUAAAACUGUGUUUUAGGUAAACAGAAUUGUGUUUUAAUGUGAUUGAAUUAAAGGCUAUUUCUGUA